GCAGUUUAAGACAUUUGUUUUAAUUGUUUGGCUUAAUAUAUUCAAGGUUGAAGUGAAUGUAAGUGGUAAACAAAAUAUGCGUGCGUGUCCAGAUAAUUAUAUUUAGUGAUUAUUCAUUGCACCGAAUGCAGUUUCAUUGUGCUGCGUGUAACAAGAUACAUUUGAUUGCUGCGUAUACCAUUUGCUGUUGCAUUAGUGUGGGUUACACUGUUACAUACAAGCCCUGGCUAGAGGCCAGCCUCAGCUCUAGCUGCUGGCCAUUGAGCGCAAACCGCAUUCCACAGAGCGGCGACCACUGUGCAGACCAUCAAUGAAAAAGUAAGCGCCAUGCAUCACCAUCAUCCGCCAUUGCCCAUAAUGAGCGCGGCAAAUGCUGCUGUGCCGACAGCAGCGGCCACUUCUUCGCAGCCGCAGCAGCAACAGCCACAGCCGCAGCAGCCACAACAGCGGCGACGAAAAAAGCGCCCCAACUACGGCACACGCACUGUGGAGGUGCGCCGGGGCUAUAAUGGCUUCGGCUUUACCAUAUCCGGCCAACAGCCAUGUCGCUUGUCCUGCAUCAUCAGUAAUUCGCCUGCCGAACAAGCGGGUCUACGUGCCGGCGAUUUUCUCAUCUCGGUGAACGGCCUUAAUGUGUCCAAGCUGCCGCAUGAGACUGUGGUGCAGCUGAUAGGCAAUUCAUUUGGCAGCAUACGCAUGCAGAUUGCAGAGAAUUACUUUUCGGACAGUUCGGAUGAGGAGAAUGCCAAUGCUACACUACUGAUACAGCGCAGUGCGCGCGGCCAGAUGCUGGCAGCUAGCCUGGGUCCGGGAGUGCGCAACAAGCCGCGUUUUCUGCAUCACAAAUCGAAGAUGCACCGACUGCGUAACUCGCCCCAAAAGAAGCCACCAGAGUCAGUAGAGGCUGCGGCUGCUGUGGUUUUACCGGCCUUGCCGGAUCAUGCCACCUUGCGUCCAGUGCUAGAAGAUGCGCCGUUGGCCCAUCUCGGAAAGGUGGCGGAUGUGGCCAAUGUUAGCGCCAUGGUGCGCGCAGUGGGCAGCGCUGCUCUGGAAUAUCGUGUCAUUGUUGGCUAUCUUGGCACGAUUGAGAUGCCCAAGCAGAUAUCUCACAGCUCCAAGCUGCAAACGGUGCGUUCUUGCAUACGAAAGCUGCGCCAGGAGAAGCGACAACCCACCAUUGUGCUCAUGAGCAUCACUCCGGACUCUUUGCGCUUGCAGAGCGCGAGUGGUGGCACACUGGCCACCUAUGCCUCGGCACGACUAAACUACGUCAGCUCCUCGUCCGAGAGCGAGAAUCGUUUCUUUGGGCUGGUGACCAGUGCCGUGCAUAACAUGCAAAUCGAUGAGGAAUACGAACUUGAGGACAAACCAAAUGCCAGCGGCGGCCACAUCAGCAUAUCGCACAGCUGCCAUGUCUUUGUCAUUGAUACCAAGCUGAUUGAGCAUGGCCAGCAUGUGGCACGUGCCCACGAGUAUCGCUUGCAAUGUACUAGGGAUCCCAUUUCGAACCUUUGCCUGGAGUUUCCCAAUAACUCGGAGUAUGUGGUGAAUCUUAUACGCAGCAUGUACACCAUGCGCAUACUGCCACCUGCCAGUCGCAGCCAACAGCCGCCGGAUUAUGAGGCGGGAGCUCCUGCCGGCGCCGCCCACUCACCACAGCCCUCCAAUCACAGCGAGAUUUCCACAACGACCUCCAACUCUGACUCGGGUAUUGGCUUUAACAAUGACUGCACUAACAUAUCCGAUCGUAUUUUGGUCGUGGACUUUGCCGGCGCUCCGGCAGCAGCUGUUCUGGGCCUAGCACCCAUGGCUCCAGCUGCAGCGCGUCCACAGGGUAUUGUGGGUGUGCCCGAUAAUCGGUUGACGGUGCGCGCCAUGCCCGAUCCUGAUCCCAAAUCGCCGUCCGCAUCGUGCUCUUUGCGUCGCCCUAAUUUGUUGGCUAGCUUCAAUCUGAUCAAAAGUCCGGCCACAAAUCUUACGGCCACGCGCUCUUGCGAUGAUGUGCUCAAUCUCCUGGUGGAUGAUCAGCCGGUCCUAGCUGCUGUCGCCUCCAUGGAUGACAUUUCACUGCACUCUACCGCUGCCUCGCAGGAUGAGCCGCACAUGUUUGUGCACCCAGCCUGCGUGCCGCGCAAGAUGCGUCGCUCCAUGCAGCCACCGCCGACAGCAUCCGAACCAACACCAUCUAAGCUUAGCGCCCAAGUCUUUGGCAAGCCGCGUUCGCGACAAUCGUUGGGCUUUGAGGCUAUCGAUAGCAUCCAGUCGCCUGGUCUUAACUGCCCUGAUCAGCCCAUGGACACCUGGAGCAGUCUCCAGAACAUACACAAAUUAACGCAAGCAAAUCCAAUAACGGGUCUACCAUCAUCAUCAUCCACACAUUGCCUACUAGAAGCUACCAACAGUGAACCAGAUCUGGGGAACCGCGCACUGCCGUCCAAUGCCUCGCCCUUUCGUCGAGCCUGGGGUCAAUCAUCGUUUCGCACGACGCGCACCGACACGGUGGCCAAAGUAGGAGGGUCUGGCAACAGUCCAGCAGUGCGACGCUCUGCCUCGAUGAACGCCUCCGACAACGAUGUGUACAUUAAGACGCUCAUGCUGGACGAGCUCAAGCCGGCGAAGCAGUCGCAGCAAUUGGGGCUCUUCCAGGUGCCGCAAAUACUUACCACACCGGCGCCACCGUCCAGCGUGACGGUGAAGGCGGGAGGUGGUGAGUCGACGCUGGAGCUGGCACCGCAAGAGCAGAACGGUCCCAGCAGUUGGGGCACGUCGUUUGAACGCAUGCUGCAGGAUGCAGCCGGCAUGCAGACCUUUGCGGAAUUCCUGAAAAAGGAAUUCUCCGCGGAGAAUAUUUACUUCUGGACCGCCUGCGAGCGCUAUAGAUGCAUGGAAUCGGAGUCAGAGCGCGUAGCUCUAGCCCGGGAGAUCUUUAGCAAGCAUUUGUCCAACAGCAGCAGCGAUCCAGUUAACGUGGACUCGCAAGCGCGUAAUCUAAGCGAAGAGAAGCUGACAAGUGGUGCUACGGACAUCUUUGCCGCGGCGCAAAAGCAAAUCUUUAACCUAAUGAAAUUCGAUAGCUAUCAACGGUUCAUACGCUCAGAUCUGUACAAGAGUUGCGUGGACGCAGAGCAGAAGCAACAGACAUUACCUUUUACGGGUGCCGAUCUGGAUGAGCUGUUGAAGACAAAUUUUCACGUAGUGGCCUCGCCCAAGCUCAAGAAAUCCGCAAGCAAUGCAGAGGAUCGGCGACGUAAGAGCCUAUUGCCCUGGCAUCGCAAGACGCGCAGCAAAUCCCGUGAUCGCAGCGAAAUAAUGGGCGAUCUGCAGCAGUCGUUGAUGCCUCCGCCGCAAGCACCAGGCGUAACUACGAUAGGUGCGCCAGCGCCUCUGCUGACGCUGUUGUCUGGUGGCUCAGUGAGCGAUUUACACAGUUCCCGAUCCUCGUUGUCAUCUUUCGAUGCCAACCAGGCCGGACAAGGUGCCAGCGCGGAUAAUGUUUGCUCCUUGUGCCGAGUUAUACUCACCGACGGAGCCACAACCAUUGUGCAGACACGUCCCGGCGAGACCGUGGCCCAGCUGGUGGAGCGUCUACUGGAGAAACGCAAUCUGGUCUAUCCCCAUUAUGAUGUUGUAAUACAGGGCAGCAACAAGUCCAUAGAUACGCAACAGUCAUCAAAGUUGCUGGCUGGCAAAGAGGUGCUAAUCGAGCGUCGGGUGGCCUUCAAACUGGAUUUGCCCGAUCCGAAGGUCAUAUCGGUCAAAAGCAAGCCGAAGAAGCAGCUGCACGAGGUAAUCCGGCCCAUAUUGAACAAAUAUAACUAUCGAAUGGAAAGCGUGCAGGUGUUGCUGCGCGAUACUCAAGCGCCGCUUGAUCUGAUGCAGCCCGUCACGGUGGCCGACGGCCAGCGGCUUCAAAUAGCACUGAUCCAGCCGGAUUUUCAGCAAGGCGGCAGUAGCAUGCCGCCGAAGCUUAGUAAACCAAUGAAACCGCUACCCACGUUGACGACGGACUCGGCGCAGGGCCAGUUGGACGAGCUCACCAACAAGGUGUUCAAUGAGCUACUGCAGAGCAAAGCGGAUGCUGCAGCGGGGCCGACCCAAAAGUCAAGCGAUCUGUGUUCCAUGAAGUCAAACGAAGCACCCUCGGAGAGCUCCUCCACGCUAUUCGAGCGCAUGCGACGUCAACAGCGCGACAAUAGCAACAUUCCAGGCAGUAAGCUGCCCAAGCUCAAAAAGAAAUCCACGAGCAGUCAACAUUCCGAGGAGGCAGCCGCAGUGGCAACGACAUUGCCCAAUGCCGAUCCCAAAAAACCCAUCAUAGCCAAGCUUAAGGCGGGCGUCAAAUUGCAGUCCACGGAGCGAGUAGCAGAGCACCAGGAUGAACUACUCGAGGGCCUGAAGCGAGCGCAGUUGGCGCGCCUGGAGGAUCAGCGGGGCACUGAGAUUAAUUUUGAUCUGCCCGACUUUCUGAAGAACAAAGAGAAUCUCAAUGCGGCCGCCUCUAAGCUACGCAAGGUGCGCGCCAAUUUGAGUCCAGUUAAUAAGGCCAGCAGCAGCGGAACGGAUGCGCCUCAACCAGCGCCACGCCUCUCCAUUACACGCAGUCAACAGUCACCCAUGAAGGUAGAUCUUGAGGUCGAGGCAGACUUACCGGCAUUGGCAUCGGCAACGGCAGCGUCCAUUGAACAGCAGGAUUUGCAGGAAUUCACCAAAGCGCCGCCACCAUUGCCGCCCAAGCCAAAGGUGUUGCCCAUUAAGCCAUCGAAUUGGGGCGUGGCCAAUACUCCGCCCAAUGGCAACUACAGCAACAAAUUCUCGCCCGCCAAGCAUACAUCCGCAUUGACGCCGACAUCCACGACGGCGACAACGUCGCCUGCAGGCACAGCAACAGCGUUAUCCUUUGCCACCAAGCUACCGAUGGACUUGGCACGCAAAUCGCUGGAGCAGGCGAGCGCACGUUGCGCGUAUCUAGAUGAACCCAGCAGCAGCUUUGUUUAACCCUAAGUCUACUUAUCGAUCUUCGACUGAUCAUUGUAUAUACUUUUAUAUAUAUAUAUAUUUAUUAAUAUUUGUAUUCUAUGAAGUGUUUUAUAAGUGCCCAUCAAAAGGAUAUAUGACGAACGUUGUGGCACACAGCUGCUUCGCGGGCUGAUCGUAUUUAUAAUUAGCUGCACGUUCUCUUAAGUUUAAAUAAAUAAAUAAAUACCUAUAUUUAAACAUAAAACCUUCGCAUUUUGCAGAAACAAGUGUGCAUCUGCAUUAUAUGAACAGCUUUACAUUUAGAAAUAUAUAUAGUUAUUU
Drosophila hydei is the source of this 5298-nucleotide messenger RNA. It is a transcript of the gene loco, whose product is annotated as regulator of G-protein signaling loco. The coding region runs from base 328 to 4995 and encodes 1555 amino acids. Gene Ontology annotation, biological process: signal transduction. NCBI's taxonomy places the organism in Eukaryota, Metazoa, Arthropoda, Insecta, Diptera, Drosophilidae. The transcript has 5 exons. The record is from RefSeq and is a predicted model, not a curated record. Gene Ontology annotation, molecular function: GTPase activator activity; protein binding.